GCUCGUAAGUAAACUAGAUCUAUUGAUGUUGGGUUUACUGGCCCAUUGAGUUCAGCAUACUCGAACUGGAUCAAGUUUCAUUGAGCCCCAGUCAAGUCCAAGAAGAAGCCCAGCCGCUCUAGCUCAAUCAAAACCAUCCGAUCCUUUUGCCCGAAGACGAAAUCGAACGGCUACAAUAAACUAUCACCUUAAAAUUAAAUUCCACAUUAUAUGUAGACAAAUCGAAGAACAGAGACUAGAGUUGGAACUCGGCAAAGUGGUGCAGAAGGAAGGAAGAAGGAUGAAGAGGUGGUUCGAUCCGUGGUCCGUCUUCUUCAAGCGAGAAUGGAACCGCAACUGGCCUUUCCUGGUCGGGUUCGCCAUCACCGGAACCAUCAUCACCAAGCAUUCCCUCAGCCUCACUGAGGAACAAGCAAAGGAGUCGAAAUUCGUUCAGAGGCAUCAUAGGUGAAUUGAUUGAUACCUAAAAGCCAAUGUAGUUGCUCCAAUCAUCCUGAAACGGUUGCUUGCAGUUGCUUUUGCUUUUUAUGAGCUACAAUAACAGAAGAAAGCUGUUCUAGAUACUCUGUUUUUGGUUCUUAUCUUCACGAAACACCUUUAUGAUUGCAAUAUUCGCCUGUCUACUUGAUCAAGAGUUAUGUUCUUGAAAUGAAAUUGAUAACAAAGUGGCAAAUGGCGGUUAAUUCAUUUUGAUGUCUCAUUGGCCUCUUUGAAAUAUUUCUUUGAUCUCUUGGGGUUAAUGCCACGGGCGAACAGGGAAUAGUGGUCACCGUGCAUGAGAGUUUAUUGUGUUAGGUGCAAGCACAUCAAUUCUUUUGCAAAUAAAAGAAUUAGAAUUGGAUGGUAUGGAUUACCAUUAUUCAUGAUAUGAAGGUAGAUGUUAAAAGAAUGGAAACUAAUUUAGGUUAUGUUGGGUUUAGGGAGGGGAGACCUUUCCUCCAUUUGGUUGUUAAAAAAAAAAAAAAGUUAAA
Messenger RNA from Rubroshorea leprosula, 971 nucleotides. The record is from the annotation of a GenBank genome assembly. Lineage: Eukaryota; Viridiplantae; Streptophyta; Magnoliopsida; Malvales; Dipterocarpaceae.